GGUGGUCCUCACUUCUCAUUGGUCAAUCCCUCGCUCCUCCCCUGAGCUGUGGGCGUGUAUAGAGUGGAACACAGUUCUCGGCCUCACUGCAGAGAACCUCCAGCUCAAAGAUGGACGUGGAACAGAUGGGUCCUCAGACUUUCCUUUACGGCUGUGAGCUGAAACAGGGAAAAGAAGUCACCUUCAACCCGGAAGAUGACGACUUUGAGCAUCAGUUAUCCAUCCGCAUGGUCUGUGUUGACCCAGCAACCAAAGAUGAGCUGAACAUCGUGGAGGUUGAAGGACAGGACUCUGAGGGUCAGAAGGUCAAAGCUGUGCUGGCCACGCUCAAGCCGUCCACUCUGCCCAGCGUCUGUUUAGGGGGCUUUGAGAUCGCUCCUCCUGUUGUUUUCAGGCUGCGGUCUGGUGCCGGUCCAAUCCACAUCAGCGGGCAGCACCUCGUCAUAACAGGAGGUGAUCAGUCUUUUGAUGAAGAGGAGGAGGAAGAUGAGGAAGAGCUGAGGAUGGCUUUGAAGAGGGCAGGUCCAGCAAAUGCAAAAUCCUCAAAAAAGAUGAAGAUGGAUGAAGAGGAGGACGAUGAUGACGAGGACGACGAUGAUGACGAUAUGGAGGAGGAUGAUGACGAGGAGGAUGAUGAGGAAGAGGAGGAAGAGACACCUGUGAAAGUACAGCCAAAGAAGCCCGCAGCUAAACCCCAGACUCCCGCACAGAACGGCAAAGGACCCAAGCCCAACACGCCAGCUGCCAAAAAGGACCAAAAGACACCUGAUGCUGGAAAGAAGAAUAACAACAAACCACAGACACCCAAAACCCCGAAAACUCCACAAGCUCCUCUGUCCAUCCCAGAGAUCAAAGCCAAAAUUUUGGCCUCUGUUGAGAAGGGAGUGUCUCUGCCGAAACUCCAACCCAAGUUCGAGAACCUUGUGAAGAACGGUUACAAAGUGUCUGAUCCAAAGGUGGUUGAAGAGCUGUGGAAGUGGAGACAAACAGUGAAGGAGAAGAACUGAUUGAUUUUACUUAGUUAAAUUAUUUUCUCUCGUUUAAUUUUUAUAAACCCUUCUGAGUUUGUUGAAUCCGUGCCAUUCCUAUAAAAGUGACUUUCUUCAGACUGUGCUCUGAUGUAUACAUUCAGAAUAACUGUUUCCACUUUUUUUUUUUUUUUUCUUCUCCUGCUUAUGUUCAGCCAGUAGCAGGGUUGUCGGAAGAUAUGACUCUGUGCUUUGGGUCAUACACCAUAGUAUACUUUUUUCUUUCUUUUCUUUUUUCCACUUAAUUUUUUUAAACCUUUUGUUCCAGAAGGGUACUGUAUGCGAAUUCUGGCCUGUCCCAGCAUAAGCAGAGAAUUGGUCCUGUUCUCUGUGUGCACAUGUUCUAAUUAAAAGUGCAGCUAAAUUAAGUGGUUUCUGAAUGUUUCAGGGUUGUGUGCAUCUUCAGGUCUGAUGCAAUCUACGCAUGGCCACACUUGCAAAGAAACUGUAAAAUAAUUAGAGUAUAUACGGUGGCUUAUUGCUGGUUUUGACUUCAAUUGUGGAGAAGCAGUUCUGUCCAUGUCUCUACAUACUGAAGAGUAGGAACCUGUUCUGUACUUUUGCAAUGAAGUUAAUUACAGUUUUACUGUACAACAAAUAAACAUUUUUGGAAAAAAAAAA
Astyanax mexicanus (Mexican tetra) is the source of this 1649-nucleotide messenger RNA. RefSeq names its product nucleophosmin 1a (gene npm1a). Gene Ontology annotation, cellular component: nucleoplasm; nucleolus; centrosome. The transcript is spliced from 11 exons. Gene Ontology annotation, biological process: regulation of centrosome duplication; ribosomal large subunit biogenesis; chromatin remodeling. Lineage: Eukaryota; Metazoa; Chordata; Actinopteri; Characiformes; Acestrorhamphidae. Bases 111 to 1007 code for a protein of 298 amino acids. The record is from RefSeq and is a predicted model, not a curated record. Gene Ontology annotation, molecular function: histone binding; chromatin binding; RNA binding.